CCACAAGAGAGGAAGAAGGAGAUCAAGAACUUCCAUUCUCCUCCUGACCACCAUCAGACGCGGCGUGUGGACUCAUGUUCCUGCCGGAUGGACCCACGCUACUCGCGUCCUCGCCUCCAGACAUGCACUUCUACCACCACUUCUACCACCAGAACCUGUUUGCCUUGGGAGACCCUACCAGGGGGCUUUAUGCCCCCGGACAACAUAGCUCCUAGGAUCAUUGGGACACGCAAACUCCUCUACCACGAUAAGGUUGCAGCUCAGAGAGGAGCUAUUGUUUGUUCAUCGAAACUAAAGGAGGGUCUCACGUGGGCGACCAUGUUGGGUCAAAGCGUGCGUCUGCAGCCAGUGGCCAUUCAGAACCUGUCGGAAGUGGAACGAGCCAGACUCCAGCAAGUGGCCUUGUACCACCUGGACCAGAAGGACCUGGACUUUAAGAUCAGCAUUCCCAGAGAAGUACACAAACACAGAAAAUCCCUGCGCAGGAAGUUUGACUCAUUUUCCAAAGAAAAAAAGGAGCGUGAGUCCGCCCCCAAGGCGUUCGGCAUCCCCCUCUCGCGGGCCAUUGCCAACGACCGCGCCUUCAAACGGCGUCAGGAUGCCCUAAAAGAGAGCCGGCGGGACUGCUUGGAGCUAGAAUCUAGCAUUCUGCGCUUCAGGGCUGAAAAGAGGGUGUUUUUUAACAGCAACAAGACGCUGGGCGGCUCAUCCUCUCUUACGGGUGGUCCUGCGCCUGCCAACUCUGUGGCCCCGGCGCCACCAUUUGAGGAAAAGCAGAAUAAGCCGCUUUUGGACAACAGCGGGCGAGGACAUAGACGGGGCGGCCUGUCUGUGGAUUCCAUCUCAGACCUUGUGGACAGUCAGUCUCGCCUGCUGGAGGCACUGCAGCUUUCCCAUCCGGCCGAGCUGGAGCUGAAGAAGGGCGGCAGCUCGUCCGAGGGGAGGAGCCAAAGCAAGCUGAGCCUCAACCCCAUCUACCGGCAAGUUCCGCGGGUUCUGGAGCGCUGUUGUCGCCACAUCGAAGCCCACGGUCUCCAGACGGUGGGCAUCUUCCGAGUGGGCAGCUCCAAGAAAAGAGUGCGGCAGUUGAGGGAGGACUUUGACGUUGGCGUGGACGUGCAGCUGGAGGAGGAGCAAAGCGUGCACGACGUGGCAGCCUUGCUCAAAGAAUUCUUGAGGGACAUGCCGGACCCUCUGCUCAGCAGAGAGCUGUACCCUGCCUUCCUGCACGCUAACCUUCUCCGAGGAGCAGAGCAGCUGCAGUUCCUGCAGCACCUCCUCUACCUGCUGCCCCCCUGCAACUGCGACACGCUCCUGCGCCUCCUCACCUUGCUGCACACCGUGCAGAGCUUCGCGCAGGACAGCGUGGACACCAACAACGAGGAGAUCCCCGGCAACAAGAUGACCGCCGCCAACCUGGCCGUCAUCUUCGGGCCCAACUUGCUGCAGAAGGAAAGAGGAGGAGAUGCGGGCCUGCACGCCAUGGACAUCGAGGACAGCACGGCCAUCAUCAAUGUCACGCUGGUGCUGGUCCAGAACUACAAGAGGCUCUUCAUGGUUUCUGCUGAGCUGCAACAGGAAGUCCUGAUGAGUCUUAUCCAGACCGACCCCGACAUUAUCGACUAUCUUCUUCGCCGCAAACUCAGCGGCAGUCACGUGACAGAGACCAGCAGCGAGUCGGGGGGCCGCCGAGACACGGGAGCCUCUCUGGACUCAGUGGGCGCCUCCAGCGGGAGUCUGUCACCGCUGGAGACCCCUUCGCCUCUCUUCCCCCCUGACGGGAGUGGCAGUGAGGGCAGCCUGACCAGCGAGGUCUUCCUCAACGUGCUCAAGCUGAACCAAAGCAGGAAGCGACAUGACGCCAGAUACGGUGAUAUCUGGCCGGGUAAAUCCAUCCACCACAUGCGCCAAUUCCACUCCCACCACAACCUGCUGAGCCUGGUACAGAAUCCUUCCUUCUGCUCCGCCGCCAGUCUGCACGACUCGUUCACAGGGGGCGAGCAGAGGGGCUCCAUGCUGGGUGGCAGAGGAAGCGGCGGCUAUACAGAGAGCAACAUUUGGGUGAGGCAGACGCCUGCCGAAGAGGGCAAGGCCUCACCCUCUGCCAGCUUCUGGGACUUCUUCACGGGGAAAGGGUCGAGCUCGGAGACAGUGGUAUGACGGGUGGAAGGGGGGAGAGAGUCAGAGGUCAUCAGUCAAAUUAUGCUCAAAAUCUGAUUUGAAGUUCGACCUGUAAAAUUGCAUUGGCAAUGUACUACAUAGGCAUCCUGUGCACAUAAUGUCUUUUUAUACAUUUUAGACCUUGAUUGUAGCAGCCUUGAUAUUUUGUUUCACUUUUGUUUUGAGUGUGAAUGUCGUCUAUCUGCGAUGAAGGGCCACUUGUCCAGGGUGUAAACCGCCUUCCGCCCUUGUGUAGCUGGGAUAGGCUCCAGCCACCCCGAAAGGGACAAGCGGUUGAAAAAUGAAAUUGCAAUAAAGUGUCCACUGUGAGGAAGACUUUAAAGCAGCCAAAUGGAACCCAAACUGCUGGUGUUAUGUACUACCUUUUACCACCAGGGGGAAGCAUUCACCACGUUAGCGAGCGUAAGACUCCCAAUUUAUCAGUGAAACUCUAGUCAUUCAAUUUGUACCAUGCUAAUUAGUUCAAGCAAGCAUUUAUUUUAUAUUCCAAUAAUAUCUGUAUUUAUGUACACACAAACAUCUCCCAUCGCACUCUUCCCCCAAAUUAAAGCAAAUUGAAAAAUAGGCUCACAUAUUUCCGAGUUGCCUACACAACAAUGGUAGACAUAUUGCAAGUAGUAGCAUUAGUAGAAUGUCCAAAACAAGUGACAUCUAAGUAAAAAAGUGAAACAUUCAUAAUAUCAAUAUUUAAAUAAUAUACUUUUUUUUUUUAAACACUGUAAUUACAACCAAUGGAUGCAACUUGAUUGAAUGUGCGCUUUUGAAUGACGCAAGACUAUGCCUGCCUUUUUUUUUUUUGUUCAGUUUGAAUACUUAGCUUCGCGUGUAAACAUAAUUUGGUACAAAGAAAUCAAGCAGAGGCGGAGAUAACGACUCCAGCUGGAGGAGGAGGCUGAGCAUCAACAGCCACUCUGCGCUUGGA
Molecule: messenger RNA, 3103 nt
Organism: Nerophis ophidion (straightnose pipefish)
Lineage: Eukaryota; Metazoa; Chordata; Actinopteri; Syngnathiformes; Syngnathidae
Gene: arhgap36
Product: Rho GTPase activating protein 36
Exons: 13
Coding region: 88-2160 (690 amino acids)
Biological process (GO): signal transduction
Source: RefSeq, a predicted model, not a curated record